CCAUCCACGCAGGCGCCCUGGGCUCGCCGGAACCGCUAUAAGGGAUGUUGUUUGGGUUGGCGGCCGCUUAGUGAAGAAGCCGCAGCAGGGGCAGUCGCCGAGUGGAGGUAUUUGAGGUGAAAAUAAACACCUAAACCCUGGCGUUUACAGAAGAUGAAAGACAUCGACAUAGGAAAAGAGUACAUUAUACCAAGUCCUGGGUAUAGAAGUGUGAGGGAGAGAGCCAACUCGGUGCAGCAUGAAGAGCAGGAGGGGUCACGAUUUCAGCAUGCUAGACAUAAGAUUGAAUGCCAAGAUGCCUUGGAAGCAGCUGCUCGGGCAGAGGGCCUGCCGCUGGACACCUCGGUGCAUUCCCAGCUGAGAAUGCUGGAUGAAGAGCAUCACAAGGGCAAAUACCACCAUGGCCUGAACGCGCUGAAACCCAUACGGACUACUUCCAAACACCAGCACCCUGUUGAUAAUGCUGGGCUUUUCUCCUGCAUGACCUUCUCCUGGCUCACUCCUUUGGCCCACAGAGCAUACAAGAAAGGGGAAUUGCUUAUGGAUGAUGUAUGGUCUUUAUCAAGGCAUGAGUCUUCAGAUGUCAAUUGCAGAAGACUGGAGAGAUUGUGGCAGGAAGAACUGAAAGAAAAUGGUCCUGAUGAUGCUUCCCUCCGGAGGGUUGUGUGGAUUUUCUGUCGUACCAGGCUCAUAAUUUCCAUUGUGUGUCUGAUGAUCACGCAGCUCGCGGGUUUUAGUGGACCAGCCUUCGUUGUGAAACACCUUUUGGAGUAUACCCAGCAGAGUGAGUCCAACCUGCAGUACAGCUUGUUUUUAGUUUUUGGCAUCUUUAUGACUGAAGUAGUGCGAUCUUGGUCCCUUGCGCUAACCUGGGCUUUGAAUUACCGCACGGGGGUCAGACUGCGUGGAGCUAUCCUGACAAUGGCCUUUAAGAAAAUCCUUAAGCUGAAGAACAUCAAAGAGAAGUCUCUGGGAGAGCUCAUAAAUGUAUGUUCUAAUGAUGGUCUAAGGAUGUUUGAAGCUGCAGCUGUUGGCAGUUUGUUGGCUGGAGGCCCUAUUGUGGCCAUCUUAGGAAUGGUUUAUAAUGUGAUUAUUCUGGGUCCAACGGGCUUCUUGGGCUCUGCUGUCUUCAUCCUUUUCUACCCAGCAAUGAUGUUUGUAUCACGCCUCACAGCUUAUUUCAGAAGAAAGUGUGUAUCAACAACAGAUGAGCGUGUGCAGAAGAUGAAUGAAGUUCUUAAUUACAUUAAGUUCAUUAAAAUGUAUGCCUGGGUCAAGCCAUUUUCUCAGAAUGUUCAAAAAAUUCGUGAGGAAGAACGUAAGAUCUUGGAGCGUGCAGGCUACUUCCAGAGCAUCACUGUGGGUGUAGCUCCCAUAGUUGUAGUCAUUGCCAGUGUGGUGACCUUUUCUGUCCAUAUGAUCCUUGGCUAUGAUCUUACAGCAGCUCAGGCAUUCACAGUGGUCACUGUCUUCAAUUCAAUGACUUUUGCUCUAAAAGUAACACCUUUCUCAGUGAAGUCUCUAUCUGAGGCAUCUGUUUCUGUUGACAGAUUUAAGAGUUUAUUUCUAAUGGAAGAGGUUCAUAUGAUAAAGAAAAAACCAGCCAAUCCUCACACCGCGAUAGAGGUGAAAAAUGCUACCUUGGCUUGGGACUUCUCCCACGCCAGCGUCCACAGCUCACCAAAGUUGACCCCCAAAGUGAAAAAAGACAAGAAAGUCACCAAAGGCAAGAAAGAGAAAAUGAAGCUGCAGAAUGAGGGACAGCAAGCUGUGCUGGCAGAGCAGAAGGGCCAUCUUCUAGUGGACAGUGAUGAUCAUCCUAGCCCAGAAGAGGAGAACAAAAUCAUCCACCUGGUUAACCUUCGGCUUCAGAGGACUCUCUACAACAUUGACUUGGAGAUAGAAAAGGGAAAGCUUGUUGGAAUUUGUGGCAGUGUGGGGAGUGGAAAAACUUCACUGAUCUCUGCAAUUUUAGGACAGAUGACCCUGUUGGAGGGUAGCAUUGCAGUAAAUGGAACAUUUGCAUAUGUGGCCCAGCAGGCCUGGAUUCUCAAUGCUACGCUUCGGGACAACAUUCUUUUUGGCAAGGAGUAUGAUGAAGAAAGAUACAAUAUGGUGCUGAAUGGCUGCUGUCUAAGGCCCGACCUAGCCAUCCUUCCAAAUGGGGAUCUAACAGAGAUAGGUGAACGAGGAGCUAACCUGAGUGGAGGACAGCGCCAGAGAAUCAGUCUGGCUCGAGCCCUGUACAGCGAUAGGAGCAUUUACAUCCUUGAUGAUCCCCUUAGUGCCUUAGAUGCUCAUGUUGGAAAUCACAUCUUUAACAGUGCAAUAAGGAAGCACCUGAAGUCAAAGACUGUCCUUUUUGUCACUCAUCAGCUUCAGUAUCUUGUUGACUGUGAUGAAGUGAUCUUCAUGAAAGAAGGCUGCAUUACUGAGAGAGGGAGUCAUGAGGAAUUGAUGAAUUUAAAUGGGGACUAUGCAACUAUUUUUAAUAACUUGCAGCUGGGAGAGACACCACAUAUUGAGAUUAAUAUAAAGAAGAACACAAACAGUUCACUGAAAAAACCACAAGAUAAAAGUACCAAAACAGGGUCUGUGAAGAAGGAAAAAGUUGUAAAGAAGGAAGAGGGCCAGUUGGUCCAGUUGGAAGAGAAAGGCAAAGGCUCUGUCCCCUGGUCUGUGUAUGGUAUCUACAUUCAGGCAGCUGGAGGUCCCUUUGCAUUCCUCAUCAUCAUGGCACUGUUUGUGCUGAAUGUGGGCAGUACAGCUUUUAGCAACUGGUGGCUGAGUUUCUGGAUAAAGCAAGGCAGUGGCAACACCACUGUGACUCUGGGAAAUGAUACUGUCAUAAGUGACAGUAUGAAAGACAACCCUCACAUGCAUUACUAUGCUGGCAUCUAUGCACUGUCUAUGGCAGUGAUGCUGAUUCUGAAAGCUGUUCGUGGAGUUGUCUUUGUAAAGGGAACUCUCAGAGCAUCCUCGAGGCUCCAUGAUGAGCUCUUCCGAAGGAUUCUGCGUAGCCCCAUGAAGUUCUUUGACACUACACCCACUGGACGGAUCCUCAACAGGUUUUCCAAAGACAUGGAUGAAGUUGAUGUUCGUUUGCCCUUUCAAGCAGAAAUGUUCAUUCAGAAUGUCAUCCUUGUGUUCUUCUGUGUGGGGGUGAUUGCUGGGGUUUUCCCCUGGUUCCUAGUGGCAGUGGGGCCCCUCAUUGUCCUGUUCAUGGUUCUGCAUGUUGUAUCUAGGGUCUUUAUUCGAGAGCUCAAACGUCUGGACAACAUCACACAGUCUCCAUUCCUGUCUCAUAUUACAUCAAGCAUCCAGGGUCUCUCCACAAUCCAUGCUUACCACAAAGGACAGGAAUUUCUGCACAGGUAUCAGGAGCUCCUAGAUGACAAUCAGGCACCAUUUUACCUGUUCAGCUGCGCAAUGCGCUGGCUGGCUGUGCGGCUGGACGUUAUCAGCAUUGCUCUUAUCACAACCACUGGCCUUAUGAUAGUCUUAAUGCAUGGCCGGAUUCCUCCUGCAUAUGCUGGGCUGGCUAUCUCAUAUGCUGUGCAGUUAACAGGGUUAUUCCAGUUUACAGUUAGACUUGCUUCAGAGACAGAAGCUCGCUUCACUUCAGUGGAGAGGAUUGAUCACUAUAUCAAGACACUUUCCCUGGAAGCUCCUGCUCGAAUUAAGAAUAAAACUCCUCCUCUGGACUGGCCACAGGAAGGGGAAGUUGUUUUUGAAAACGCAGAGAUGCGGUACCGAGAGAACCUCCCUCUAGUGCUUAAAAAAGUGUCCUUUACCAUCAAACCAAAGGAGAAGAUUGGCAUUGUGGGAAGGACAGGCUCUGGGAAAUCUUCCCUUGGAAUGGCACUCUUUCGUCUUGUUGAACUGUCUGGAGGCUGCAUUAAAAUCGAUGGAGUGAAAAUCAAUGACAUCGGUUUGGCAGAUCUUCGCAGCAAACUCUCCAUAAUUCCUCAGGAACCUGUGCUGUUCAGUGGCACUGUGAGAUCAAACUUGGAUCCUUUCAAUCAGUACAGUGAGGAACAAAUCUGGGAUGCUUUGGAAAGGACUCACAUGAAGGAGUGUGUUGCCCAGUUGCCUAUGAAACUUGAUUCAGAAGUGAUGGAAAAUGGGGAAAACUUUUCAGUUGGAGAGAGACAGCUACUGUGCAUAGCUAGAGCUCUACUGCGUCGUUGCAAGAUUUUGAUACUAGAUGAAGCAACAGCUGCUAUGGACACAGAGACAGAUUUGCUGAUCCAGGAGACUAUCAGAGAGGCAUUUGCAGACUGCACUAUGUUAACAAUUGCUCAUCGCCUGCACACGGUACUGGGCUCUGAUCGGAUCAUGGUGCUAACACAGGGACAGGUAGUGGAAUUCGACACUCCGUCUGCCCUUCUGGCCAACGAGAACUCGCGCUUCUAUGCUAUGUUUGCUGCUGCGGAGAACAAGAUCUGGUGGCUGGAUCCAGAACUGACAUAUGGCAAUGCCAAGCCAUUUGUCUUCACACAGGGCCACUCAGUGUGCAACCGGUCUUUCUUCCCCUGCUUUGACACACCAGCAGUGAAAUGCACCUAUUCAGCUACUGUCAAGGCUCCAGCAGGCAUACAGGUGUUGAUGAGUGCCACCCAAAGUACCUAUUUAGAAGAGGAAGGUGUAUAUCAAUUUUACAUGGAAUAUCCAGUUCCUGCCUACCUAGUGGCUCUGGUGGCAGGAGACCUUAUACAUGCAGAUAUAGGUCCAAGGAGCAGAGUGUGGGCAGAGCCUUGCCUGCUGCCAACAGCCAUCAGCAAGCUUUCUGGCAUUGUUGAACGCUGGUUGACUGCUGCAGAGAGUCUGUAUGGCCCAUAUAUAUGGGGAAGAUAUGACAUUGUUUUUCUUCCUCCCUCCUUCCCUAUUGUUGCCAUGGAAAACCCAUGCCUGACCUUUAUCAUCUCUUCCAUUCUGGAGAGCGAUGAGUUUUUGAUCAUUGAUGUGAUUCAUGAAGUUGCCCACAGCUGGUUUGGAAACGCAGUCACCAACGCUACGUGGGAGGAGAUGUGGCUGAGUGAGGGGCUUGCCACGUACGCGCAGCGCCGGAUCACCACCGAGACCUAUGGAGCUGCCUUCACAUGUUUGGAGACUGCAUUCCGCCUUGAUGCUCUCCACAGACAGAUGAAGCUCCUUGGAGAAGACAAUCCAGUCAGCAAGCUUCAGGUUAAACUGGAGCCAGGUGUAAAUCCUAGUAAUUUAAUGAACCUCUUCACCUAUGAGAAAGGCUACUGCUUUGUUUACUACCUGUCACAGCUCUGUGGUGACCCAAGACACUUUGACUCCUUCCUAAGGGCCUACAUUGAGAAGUACAAAUUUACCAGUGUUGUGGCUCAAGAUCUUCUGGAUUCCUUCCUGAAUUUUUUUCCAGAGCUGAAAGAGCAAUGUGUUGAGAGCAAAGCAGGACUGGAGUUUGAACGUUGGCUCAAUGCUACAGGACCUCCAUUAGCAGAGCCAGAUUUAUCUCAGGGAUCCAGUCUGACCAGACCAGUAGAGACGCUCUUCAAACUCUGGACCACAGAGCCUCUGGACUCUGUUGCUGCUGCCAGCAGCGCUGACCUCACUAAGUGGAGAACGUUCCAAACUGUGCUCUUCUUGGACAGAUUGCUGGAUGGGUCCCCACUGCCACAUGAGGUGAUAAAAAAGCUUUCGGAAUGUUACUCCUCUCAGCUGGACUCCAUGAAUGCAGAAAUCCGCAUCCGCUGGCUGCAGAUUGUAGUCCGAAAUGACUAUUAUCCAGACCUUUACAAAGUCCGUCGCUUCUUGGAAAACCAGAUGUCUCGGAUGUACACAAUUCCACUUUACGAGGACCUUUGCACCGGCACCCUCAAGUCUUUUGCCUUAGAAAUUUUUUGCCAGACCCAAAACCAGCUGCACCCCAAUUUGCGGAAAACCAUCCAACAGAUCUUAUCACAGGGCUUGACUCCACUUCCUGCCAUAAACACUACAGCAGUCACUACAGACACACCAGCAAUGGUGCUGGAGGACAAAGUCUCAGAGGCCACAAAUGGUGCCAUUUCACUCAGGGAUGUUAAUGUGUCUGCUUAGAUCACCAGCUCAUGCCAGCCAUGAAGCUUGAAAAUGAGGACAGAACAGAGGAAAGAGACCAAGUGUCGUGUCCUUUGCCUCAGCGCAUCAGCUGCGGUGUGUUGUAACUGGAUUUCUCUCCCAAAACACAAAGCAUAUGUGCCUUCAAGUAUCCAGCAUGUGACACUGCCAGGUUCCAGAGAUCUCCUUCAGCUGUGGGAUGGAUAUUUUGAUUCAGUUUAUACUGGGCAGGGAUGCCUGGGCAAUUGCUUCUCCAUGGAAAGUGGCUAGUUGCCUUUCCUGAGGCUCUUCUGGAUGGUUUCUCCAAGUAUGUUGUUUGGUGGAGUUUGUUUGGGGUUUUUUUUUGGUUGUGUGGGUUUUGUUUGUUUGU
Molecule: messenger RNA, 6439 nt
Organism: Dryobates pubescens (Downy woodpecker)
Lineage: Eukaryota; Metazoa; Chordata; Aves; Piciformes; Picidae
Gene: ABCC5
Product: ATP binding cassette subfamily C member 5
Exons: 40
Coding region: 154-6069 (1971 amino acids)
Biological process (GO): transmembrane transport; proteolysis
Cellular component (GO): membrane
Molecular function (GO): ATP binding; zinc ion binding; ABC-type transporter activity
Source: RefSeq, a predicted model, not a curated record